This is a messenger RNA of Odontomachus brunneus, 2981 nucleotides long. RefSeq names its product transcription cofactor vestigial-like protein 4. The record is from RefSeq and is a predicted model, not a curated record. NCBI's taxonomy places the organism in Eukaryota, Metazoa, Arthropoda, Insecta, Hymenoptera, Formicidae. The transcript has 5 exons. Gene Ontology annotation, biological process: negative regulation of DNA-templated transcription. Gene Ontology annotation, molecular function: transcription coactivator binding. The coding region runs from base 1099 to 1638 and encodes 179 amino acids.
UCUUUCCGUCUUGAAGUCUGGACGACCUUAUCGUUCUUGUUUUCCAAAGCAUCGAUUCGGUUGAAUUAAUGUACAAUAACUUUGACUAAUAAUAACUUUGACAUAAAAUGAUAUUAUUGUUCUGCUAUUAUUACUAUAAGACAGUUACAUAUGUAUUAUAUUUAAACGAACUUUAAUCUCAUUUAAGCUGGCUACCUCGAGGUGUCACAACGUCUUCCGCGUAGUCACUGCUUAUAGUCGCGAUUCCACGUAGCGCAGAUUGAAUACACGUGUUCGGCUACGUGCGAGUCGCGCGAAUGCAUUUGCUGAUCUCGAAUUUUUAUUCCUCCACACGAUGACCUCCGCUCCGACUCAGUUAACUAGAGCCUCGCAUAUCAUACUGUCAUUCGCUUCGCCUUGAAUAAUAAUCGCAAAUCCCGUCCCAGAUAUAUGGCUGUUUACGUAUAAUAACAUUCGUAUAAUUCGCCAACUUGCAAUUCUGCUUCGAAUAAUCAAUUCCGAUCGGAUGAUUUUAAUUAGACUUCGCGUAAAAAUGCGAAUAAACGUCACGAUACGAUCAUAUCUUGAGAGAACUUGUGCUUGACAUUUAUUAAGCGAAUAAGCUAACAAUAGCAUAGUCUUUGUCAGAUCUCUUUGUUUUAUUCCGUCUGUUUAAUCUUCACUUAUCGGCUUAUCAGGCGUCUGAGAAAUUUUUCGACGAGUUUUGUGCAACCGAAUUCUUUUCUGUACCGUAAGAAAAAGAUCAUGAUUGUCUCGUGGGAUAGAGAGAUUAGCGUGUAAAAAAUGACAUCCUUUGCGCAAGAACAUCGCGAGAUUCGAGUCAAUGUGCGAUAUAUGGCACAUGAAUAUCGAAGGAGUUAAAAUAAACGCUCCGCCGCGCUAUCAGCCGCUUCGACGACGCAUUCGCGCCUGUAUCGCAUCGAUGCGUCGGGCGCAUCGGGCGUGCAUCCGUGCACGUACAGGGUCGCUCAAAGAAGUAGCUUUCGUCCUUCCGUUUACGCGUGUCUCGAGUGGCUUGACGAAUACGUCAAUUACCUGCCGUACUUUAGCCAUUUGACGAGCGCUUCGACGACAGCAGACGUUCACUGAGAGGAAACAAUGGUCGGCAACAUGGAGAUCUCGACCAGGAGACGGCGUCUUUGGCAACCGUGGCUCAGUGCCGAUAGUCUACGUUUGGUCCGCAAACCGGAAGAAGGAAGACCAAAGACAACGAAUCUGCAUCGGAAACCGAGCAGCGCGUGGCGCAAAGAACGCAGGAGGGAUCCGAUCCAGAGCGAGGCGUUGGAUAUGUCGGCGGCACGUGUGCACCACAGUAGGCCCAGUGUGAUCGUCCCUACCACUCCGCAAGCCGGCACCACGAUCGAGGACACGGCUGUGACGCCUACUCCAACAGCAACACCGACCGCGGCAGCUGCAGGAGGACGGAGGACCGGCAUCAGAAACGUCGAUUCAGACUGCGACCCAGCAAUCGACGAGCACUUCAAGCGGUCACUGGGUUUAGAGGAGUACGCGGCCGUCUUCAACGCGACCACCAGCGACAAAGAGACUGUCCUGAGCGUUGACGCUCACUUCGCGAAAGCGCUCGGUGAGACCUGGACGAGGCUUCAGGCGACCAGUCGAAGCAAGGAAUCCACCUAACCAUCCGGCAGGCUUGCCAGGAAUCUUGUCGUCGUCGUCAUCGUCGUCGUUAUCCUCGUCUUCGUUUGUCGCUCGGCGAUCGUCGCAACCCGUUCGGGUGAAAACGUUCCAGUCUCGCUCGUUAAUUACGCACUAGUGAUAAGUCAUUACCAAUAAGAGCUAACCAAGAAUACGUGCCCGCAUUUCGAACGAGUCGCAUCGAGGCGAAGCUGGAAUAGAAAAGUUUAAAGAAACAUAAAAAAUGAACUGUCAGGCGUAUACGAUCUCGUUAUAGUGCAGGUCUGUAGAAUUUUUCGAAGAUCGCAAAUAGCAAUAGAGCAACUGGGGUUUGUUGUAUCGAUUUCUGGUCGAGUUCGUGAAGCAUAGUCACAUUAUAUCGGAUUCCUCGAUAUACCGCUGAAAGUACACGCUAGGAAAAAGAAUACAAGUCGAAAGGUUAGAAAUGACAAGUUGUAUUUGAUUUAAAUAUCAUUCUCUUUUUAAUUAGAUCUUCAAACUAAUCUCUAGAUAAAUUAACUCUAGAUAAAUUAACUAGCUGCUAUAAGAAUAAAAUCGAAUGAGAAUCUAUUCUUUACAUUUUCACAAAUUUGACUCAAAUUGACUUACUUCUGCUCCUCUUUUCGUCCUUUCCAUUCUACAAGAAUACUUCUUUUUGUGGAAUCCAUGAUUAUACGACUUGUGUGUUCUUUCUUCUCGGACAACUUCGUAGAUAUUUUAUUUUAAUUGAUACAUACUGCCGUACGUUGCGCAAGAAGGGUAUCAAGUGUCCUUGAUCUUCUCGUUUUUCAACUCGAUGCUCGUUGUCGUCGCUUUUUCGUCGAAGACACGUAUGCAAGAAGGCAUCAGGAAGACUGGUCUGCGCGCUGUAUUGUGUACGGUGAGUGUACCGUGGGCGAAUUUGAUAUUGUACAUAGGCACGUAUUCCCGUACUACGACGCCAUCGCCAGUCAUUAUCGUAUAGUCCCGAGUUGUGUGUACGGAUAUAAAAUUAUUUAUUAUAUAAAUUUCCUCGCAAAGCUUGAUAAGUUUCGUAAGUUUAUACUAUGUAUACAUAUGUACGUAUAUACGUAUAGAUAUCUAUGACUCUGUAACACACGUCAUAAUGAUCGUUAUCGAGGAAUUUUCAUCAAUAAGACGCGCGAAAGAGAGAGAGAACUGGUAAGAUGAUUGUAUAAUUUAAUAAGACACAGCACCGCAUAUUAAUAUAAAUAGCGUAUAAAUAUUACAUCUACGUCGUUUAUAUAUAUAUACAUAUAUAUAUAACGACUUCAACCGUUUAUCUAUGAAGAUAAACGAAAGGAUAUAUACGAGACACAUGAGAAGGAUUAAAGGAAAUUUCGUUA